CGGAGGAGGAGAACAAAAUCAAAUCCCCCGAGAAAUCAGCUCAGAAAAUCUCUUUUUCUUGGUUUCUUUUCUUUUCUUUCUUUCUUUCUACUCAAAUCAAAUCAAUGCGCUGACAAGUACUGGCCUUCACGUCCGUCUAAAACGGUAAAAGGGGAGUAGAAUCUUCAAACGACCCACUGUUCCAGCUGUCUGUAUUUCUUUACUGAUUUUUCUUAGGGAGAUCCCAUAACAAAAAGUCAAACGCAUAAAGACAAGCACCCAGAUUCAGCUCCUUUCUCCAAGUCCCUCUCUCUCAUCUGCUGUGGAUUCUUGAAUGAACUGUUUUUUCAGUCCCAGAUGGAAGGAAGCAAUGAAUGAAGUGUUGUAAAGGUCCCCAAAUGGGUACUGCUCUAAUCAGUAGCACUUGGAUUUCUCUUCUUUACAUUCUCACCUGCAGUUUCCCUGUACUUUGACUUGGAUGUGAAGUAAUUAGAACCAUGGAGAUGGAGUUCAAGAAAGAGAAGCUUGUGAGGUUUUUCCAUGAUGGAAAGCAAAAUCUUGAGCAUUCUUGGGAAAUAAAUCACACCCAGAACCUCGAAAAGCCUUCACACUUGUACAAAGUUUUGCCGAAGGCAGAAGGGGGAAUUAGUGAGGAAGCUAGAACAAAUGGGAUUCCCAAAUCUGGCAAGUUUCGGGUUUUCCCGGAAAAUUAUGAAGCACGGAGGAAAAGAAUUCUUGACCCAGGAAGUGAACUUUACUUGCAAUGGAACCGAAUUUUCUUAUUUUCAAGUUUGGUGGCAUUGUUUGUUGAUCCAUUGUUUUUCUAUCUUCCUUCAGUGGUAAAUGAUGGCAAUUCAUCUUGUAUGACUACUGAUUUGAAUCUCGGAAUUGUUGUCACUUGCUUCCGGACAGUUGCAGAUAUGUUCUAUUUCUUACAUGUAAUUAUAAAGUUUAGGACAGCUUAUGUAUCACCAAGCUCAAGGGUGUUUGGCAGAGGUGAACUUGUUAUGGAUCCAGAGAUGAUAGCACGAAGGUAUCUGAAAUCAGACUUCUUUAUUGAUCUGAUUGCAGCGCUGCCUCUUCCUCAGAUUGUCAUAUGGUUCAUUAUACCAGCAAUCAGAAGUUCACAUGCUGAUCACACCAACAAUGCCCUUGAACUCAUUGUCUUGCUUCAGUAUAUUCCUCGUUUUUACCUGAUAUUCCCGUUAAGUUCACAAAUCAUCAAAGCUACAGGACUAGUGACGAAGACUGCUUGGGCAGGCGCUGCAUACAAUCUCCUUCUAUAUAUGUUAGCUAGUCAUAUCUCGGGUGCAUCUUGGUAUCUCUUGUCAAUUGAACGGCAUGCAACAUGCUGGAAAUCAGCCUGUAGACAUGAGUUCAACUCAAUGAAAUGUUCUCUCAAGUUUUUGGAUUGUGGCAGUGUUGACAAUGAGGGUCGUAGAACAUGGGCAAACAGUACUGCAACAUUCAGUAAUUGCAAUCCUGCUAACAAUAUCCAAUUCAAUUAUGGGAUAUUUCAAAAUGCAGUAACAAACAAUGUUGUUUCAUCAGACUUCCUUGAGAAGUACUUCUAUUGUUUGUGGUGGGGGUUACAGAGCUUAAGUUCAUAUGGCCAGAAUUUGUCUACUAGCACAUUUAUUGGGGAAACUUCAUUUGCGAUACUAAUUGCCAUAUUGGGUCUGGUUUUGUUUGCUCAUUUGAUUGGAAACAUGCAGACCUACUUGCAGUCUAUAACUGUGAGGCUGGAAGAGUGGAGACUUAAGCGUCGGGACACUGAAGAGUGGAUGAGACAUCGGCAGCUUCCUCAAGAUCUGCAAGAACGUGUCAGGCGUUUUGUUCAGUACAAAUGGCUUGCAACGCGUGGAGUUGAUGAAGAGUCAAUUUUGCACGCCUUACCUACUGAUCUCCGUAGGGACAUCCAACGCCACCUUCGUUUGGACCUUGUUCGUCGUGUACCCUUUUUCUCACAGAUGGAUGAUCAGCUACUUGAUGCCAUUUGCGAGCGCCUAGUAUCAUCUUUGAGUACUCAAGGCACCUAUAUUGUUCGUGAGGGCGAUCCUGUCACCGAGAUGCUGUUUAUCAUCAGAGGGACGCUCGAAAGCUCCACCACGAAUGGAGGGCGCACGGGUUUCUUCAAUUCAAUCACUUUACGACCAGGUGAUUUCUGCGGCGAGGAACUUCUUGCGUGGGCAUUACUUCCUGAAUCAACUGUCAACCUGCCUGCUUCCACAAGGACAGUGAGGGCACUGGUUGAAGUGGAAACCUUCGCAUUGCGAGCGGAAGAUCUCAAGUUUGUUGCGAAUCAGUUCAGACGGCUCCACAGUAAAAAGCUUCAGCACACAUUCCGGUUCUACUCUCACCACUGGAGAACGUGGGCCGCUUGCUUCAUCCAGGCUGCCUGGCGCCGAUACAAGAGGAGAGUGAUGGCAAGGUCUCUUAGCUUGAAAGAGUCCUUCUCCUUGUCUCUCGAUGAGCAAUUGGUCGGUUCCUCUGACCCAGAGGAAGAGCGCAAUGCUGCUGCGGCAGCAAAUUCUUCUCAGGCAAAACAGAACCUAGGAGUAACCAUCCUGGCUUCAAGAUUUGCUGCCAACACAAGGAGAGGGGCUCAGAAGAUGAGAGAUGUUGAAUUACCAAAGCUGCAGAAGCCGGAAGAGCCAGACUUCUCGGUCGAACCAGAUGAUGACUAAACUAAAAGUCCUUCCUUCUGAGUAAGGCAUCGGAUCAGAUCAUUUCUAUAGGAGAAAAAUUUAGAGAAACUUGUUCAAUGCUGGAUGUAUAAUUGUUCUAGAGCUUGGACAUUGUAGUUUAUAAAGGCCUUACAAAAUUCACGUAGCCAGACUGCACGGUGUGGGAUCACGACUUGAUAUUUGUACUCAUUGAGAGUAGGAUGUAGCAGUGGAGUGUAGAACUCGAAGAUUAUUGGCUCAACCUAAGAACCUAAACGAUGAUUUUUAUGAUAAAAGGCAUACGGUGUUAUAGAU
This is a messenger RNA of Diospyros lotus (date-plum), 2960 nucleotides long. RefSeq names its product probable cyclic nucleotide-gated ion channel 14. NCBI's taxonomy places the organism in Eukaryota, Viridiplantae, Streptophyta, Magnoliopsida, Ericales, Ebenaceae. The record is from RefSeq and is a predicted model, not a curated record. Bases 477 to 2666 code for a protein of 729 amino acids. The transcript has 7 exons. Gene Ontology annotation, molecular function: voltage-gated potassium channel activity. Gene Ontology annotation, biological process: potassium ion transport; transmembrane transport. Gene Ontology annotation, cellular component: membrane.